AUGCUAGAUGACUACUCCUCACGAAAGGCUCUCCUUGACUGGUUCGACGGUGUCAGUACCAAACGCUCCAUGCCUUGGCGAAAAGCAUGGAUUAAUCCAAAGGAUCACCAACCAGAUGACCUGCGCAAUCUUCUAGAGAGGCGGGCGUACGAGGUCUGGAUCAGCGAGAUUAUGCUACAGCAGACGCGAGUCGCCGUGGUCAUCGACUAUUGGAACAAGUGGAUGACCAAAUGGCCAUCCAUCCACGACUUGGCCGCUGCGAGUGCUGAUGACGUCCUCAGUGCCUGGCGUGGAUUGGGUUACUACAGCAGGGCAACUAGGAUCCACGAGGCCUCAAAGUUAGUAGUGAAGGACCCUGCGAUGAAGGGGCUUUUGCCGUCCUGCACUCAAGAUCUCGAGGCCAAGGUCCCCGGUGUUGGGAGAUACACUGCAGGGGCCAUCUCAGCCAUUGUCUUUGGACAAGCUGCGCCUAUGGUUGACGGCAAUGUCCUACGUGUCCUGAGCAGACAACUAGGGCUAUUAGGCAACGUCAAAACAACCAAGGUCGUUAUUGACGCAUUAUGGGCUGCUGCGGAUGCUCUCGUGAGGGCUGUCGCGAGAGAUGAGACAGACACCCCGGAUGGUGAGGAAGUCGAGACAAGCGAUAGACCUGGAAGAUGGGGCCAGGCCCUCAUGGAACUUGGAAGCACUGUUUGUGUACCAAAGCCAAAUUGUGCUGAAUGCCCCAUCACAUCGACUUGUCGAGCCUAUGCAGAAGGAAGAACGUUGGUCUCUCAGGACAGCCGAGACACCAAGCUCAACGACAUCGAGGACGCCUGUCAUCUCUGCGAGCCUUUUGAGGAUGCUGAGGAAGACGCUGCUCAAGAUGUCAAAAGUGCCAAAAAGACCAAGGCAAAUGGAUCUCAAGGCAAGCAACUGACAUUAGCGUCGUUCGCCUUCAAGGGACCAGCUAUCGAGAAAUCUUCCUCGAACAAGGUCAAGUCGACUCUCAGUGCCCGCGACAUGGAGACCAUCGUGGAUCACGCCCGGAAAUUCCCUCUCAAGGUGAUCAAAAAGGCUGUGAGGGAAGAGGAAACACUUGUCUGUGUCAUCCGCCACAGCGACGGGCAGUAUUUGGUCCAAAAGCGCCCUGAAAAAGGACUCCUCGCUGGAUUAUGGGAAUUUCCCAGUUACAUCCUGCAAGACUCAAAUGAGGGAAACACAUCUGCCAAACGAAAGUCGAAGGCACUCGCGUACCUCUCCAAAAUAGGUGGCGAGCAUGGCUACAAGACGUCAAAGGCCAAGCAUGUUGUCAGACCCAAGAGAAAUGUCGAUUGUAUCGACGGCUACAAGACAAUGACAAGCUGGUUUGCUAGCGGCCGCCCGGCUCUAUUUGAUGCCAUCUCCAGUGCGUGCGAUCUCGUCGAUCAACAGAUCGCUGCAGACCUUGAGCUGGUGAAACGGGAGCUUGAUGAAGCUCUCCAGCAGAGAGAUGAUCACGCGGCGCAGGUUUCUGACUUGACGACUGAAAAUGCUCGUUUGAAAGAGAAAUUGCAGAAGGCAACAACCAAGGCAACGGGAGACGCGAAAACCCCCGAAGCAGCACCAUCACCACAGCCAGCACCUUCCAGAAGCAGCUCAUCUAGCAGUGAACCGGACUGGAAGGCGGAGUGCGCCAGGGUCAGUCUCAAGUUUAACGCGCUCUCAGAAAACUUCAAAAAAGCCAAGGACGCGCUUCGGAAAAGAAAGGAGGAACGUGACAGAUGGGUUGCCCACGCCACAUUACUGGAGAAGAAGAUCAAGGCAGCCGAGGAAGAGCAUGGAAUCAGCAUUACGGAUCGUCAAAACAGGGGCAGCCGGGCGACAACACUUCCAGCAGCCAGGACAGAAGACGCCAACCCAAGCCCAAACACCAGCUUCACAUCCGAGGCUGGGCUCGAGCAAGCAGACCUGGAAUUACCUCCCUUGGCCGCAGCAUCACUAGGACCCGAGAAUCCUCCUCCUCUGGCCGAUACUACUGCUGCUAACCCCAGCUCGGAUGCGACGGCGAGCGAGGUCGAAUCUGGCCAAGGAGAUGAACUGCCCGAAUUACCGGCCCAAGAGGAUGUUGAGCACACGCAAAUUAAGGAGGAGCCAUCAUCCGACACGCCUGUUGUGGUUUCCGAGAGAGCUGUGAAGAAGAGGAAACGGAACGAUGGGGACCCCAACGAAUCACCUCUACAAAAGGUCAAGCUGGAACCGAUCGACGACAGCUCGAGUCCUAUUCAACCAGUCGGUCCAGCUACGCUUGUUCCACAAGAGAGCAUAGAUCUUGGAGACGUUGCACAAAAGUUGUUAACCCCGAGGAAACGCAGGGAGAUGGAAGAGUCACAACGCCGGGACCAGAUACAGAGCGAAGCCUUUGCGACUGCAACACCCAGGACCCUAUUUGUCAGGCCGGAUCCUGAACCACAAACAGCUCGGCCCUUGGAACGAAAAUCAGCCCUUACACCACUCAGUGUCAACCGACGGAGUGUGCGAUCAGGCGGUGAUAAGCCAACCACACCCCUUAGAAAGGGACUGGAUCGUGGCAUAUCAAACGUAGCCGAAGAUGGCGAAGCAUACAGGAAAACUGGAAAUAGUACGAAUCAAGCGCCUAAGGGACGACUGGAUACGCUAUUAAACAGUCCUGCUGCUCAGGAAAACGAAACCGUAGCCCGUCCGACACCUCGAGCACCAGCAAGGCUAAGCACUCUUUCAGAAGGCCUGGCAAUUCCAGGUCGACGGGUACUCCCUUUUGAUCGAGAAGGACGCGUCAAAGACAGGACUCCUGUUCGCCCGACGGGUGCAUCUGAUCGCGCCAGCGCUCUCAGUGCAAAGGUUACACCGCAAGACACGCGAUCUCCGUUGGCCUCUAAGAGAGGCACGACGUCUGCGUUGCGAAAUAAACCAGUGGCGGAGCUGCGGCCCGACGAUUUCAAGAUCAACCCACAAGCCAAUGACGGUCAUGACUUUGCGUUCUCUGACGUGAUUCGUGACAGGGAUGAAAGGGCUCGCAUGCAAGGCUGUACAGACAUGCAUUGCUGCGGGAAGCACUUUCGAUCUCUUGCCAUCUCGCAACGCCCAGAUCCGCCUCUUACGGCAGCUCAGCGACAAGAAGAGCAGAAGUUGCUGGAGGAGUACUUGGGCAACUUUGCGUAUCGACUAGGGACGAUGGACAAGAAGGAGAGAGAUGAGCUCUGGAUUGAGGCCAAGACUCAGGAACUCGCAAACAAGUACGGAAAACAUCGAUACCAUUACUCGAGGAUGCGGAGUCCUCCAGGAUUUUGGAAUGCAGAUUUCCCCAGCACCCAAGAGAUGGAGGCUGAGAGAGAGGAGGCUGCCAAACGAGAGAAGCAGACUGUUCAAGACAGGUACAGGGAAGCUAUGCGACCUGGCGGUAGGUGGCUGUUCAGAGAUGAGUAG
Messenger RNA from Fusarium falciforme, 3423 nucleotides. RefSeq names its product Adenine DNA glycosylase. Lineage: Eukaryota; Fungi; Ascomycota; Sordariomycetes; Hypocreales; Nectriaceae. Gene Ontology annotation, cellular component: nucleus. The record is from RefSeq and is a predicted model, not a curated record. Gene Ontology annotation, molecular function: 4 iron, 4 sulfur cluster binding; 8-oxo-7,8-dihydroguanine DNA N-glycosylase activity; adenine/guanine mispair binding. Gene Ontology annotation, biological process: mismatch repair; base-excision repair. Bases 1 to 3423 code for a protein of 1140 amino acids. The transcript is spliced from 3 exons.